AUGAACUCUCAAGACUCAGCCGUGGUCCUCGCGGACCGAACAAAACCGGACGAGCGCGAGCAAGACGCCACAAUGGCCCCUACUCCAGACUCAGAUGCCGACUCAGACACACAAAUGGUCGAGAAGUGGCACGAGGUAAUCGACGAGGUCCUCAAGGCCGCGCGCGACGCCUUUCCCUCCAGCCCAGCCUUCGACGCCGCCUCGCCGGGUGCCUUCCAGGCCUACUGGCGCGGCGUCUUCGCGCGCCUGGGCGAGAAAGUCACGGCCGACGCCGCCAUCGCGGAGAAGCUGACGUCGCCGCCCUGCAAGGCCUUCGCCGUCACGCUGUUCCGGCAGCAAGAAGCCGCCAUGUGCCCGUGCUGCCUGCCCGAUGUUGAGCCCAGCUUCACGCUUCGGAACGACGGUGGUGUCACCAAGGGGGAUCUCGUCAGGGGCAUUGAGGAGUUUUUGUACGGAGAGAGGCUUCCUCGUGUCUAUGAGGAGGCCGUGUAUGAUGAGGAUGAGGACAUGGAUUGUGAGGAUGAUGGUGAUGGCGUUGUCCCUGACGAGGAGGCGCGGAGGACGGGUGUGCUGAUUCACGGGGCGAACUGGAUGAGUGCUGGCGGUAAUGCGAAAGGGGAGACAUAUGUUUACGGUGGAUCUUCUGAGGGUUACCCGAUCAAAAUCUGGAUGUAUUGUUGUCAGUGGGAAGAGUUCGAGGCAGUUGAGGCGGCGAAACUACGGGACGAAGCCGAGGAGGCAGCUGAGCAGAAGGUUGUGGCGAAGCUGUAG
Molecule: messenger RNA, 771 nt
Organism: Diaporthe amygdali
Lineage: Eukaryota; Fungi; Ascomycota; Sordariomycetes; Diaporthales; Diaporthaceae
Exons: 1
Coding region: 1-771 (256 amino acids)
Source: RefSeq, a predicted model, not a curated record